Messenger RNA from Lynx canadensis (Canada lynx), 11153 nucleotides. RefSeq names its product plexin A2 (gene PLXNA2). NCBI's taxonomy places the organism in Eukaryota, Metazoa, Chordata, Mammalia, Carnivora, Felidae. Gene Ontology annotation, cellular component: semaphorin receptor complex. Gene Ontology annotation, biological process: negative regulation of cell adhesion; semaphorin-plexin signaling pathway involved in axon guidance; regulation of cell migration. The record is from RefSeq and is a predicted model, not a curated record. Bases 615 to 6350 code for a protein of 1911 amino acids. The transcript is spliced from 32 exons. Gene Ontology annotation, molecular function: semaphorin receptor activity; protein binding.
GAAUUUGUCAGCCGGGAGGGCGAGCGGUCGGGAGAGAGACCCCGCGAGCUGGGGAGCGGUGGGGAGCGCGAGCGCCGGAGCGAGCCGAGCCAGCCCCGAAAUAGCUCUAGAAAGCCAGGUUCCCGGAGGAAAUGGGACUGUGACCGAACCGGGGAGCAAGAAGGGAAGGAAGCGCCGGGCUUGCUGAUGUCAGAGGAGCCCGUAAAGUCGCGCUGGAAAAAUCUGAAGGCAGCCGGGGCUCUGCUGCUUCCCCAGGAGAGACACCGCCAGCCACCCCCACACGCCCCCUCGGCGCCUCCGGGUUCCCCCCGCGAGCCGGCGACAGCGCGCCGCGGGGCUGCUGCGGGGCGACGGGGGACUGAGGGGCGCGCGGACCGGAGACCGAGGGGCCACUUCAGGAAUACAGAUAAGUGGCUGGCGGCUGGACGUGGAUUUUAAUGAAUUUGGACUCCAUGUGGAUUUGGUCGUCCCCGUGAUUGGGAGCUGCGGGCAGCGAAAGGGGCAGCGCGCCACCCUCGGCAGCCGGCGGCCGAGGCGGACGGGCCGAGAGCGGAAGGACAGACCGACGUCGCCGAGCUGGAAUCAUGUGAGGGCCGGCCGGGAAGGUGGAGUAGAUGAGAACCCGGAGGAUCUGUGUCCUCGUCCCCGCCCCACUCAGAAUGGAACAGAGGAGGCCCUGGCCACGGGCUGCAGAGGUUGACCGCUGGUCUGUGGUCCUGCUCUCUGUGGUCUGGGUGCUGCUGGCCCCCGGGGCGGCCGGCAUGCCUCAGUUCAGCACCUUCCACUCGGAGAACCGGGACUGGACCUUCAACCACCUGACCGUCCACCGAGGCACGGGCGCGGUGUACGUGGGGGCCAUCAACCGGGUGUACAAGCUGACGGGCAACCUGACCAUCCAGGUGGCUCACAAGACGGGGCCGGAAGAGGACAACAAGUCCUGUUACCCGCCCCUCAUCGUGCAGCCCUGCAGCGAGGUGCUGACCCUCACCAACAACGUCAACAAGCUGCUGAUCAUCGACUACUCGGAGAACCGCCUGCUGGCCUGCGGGAGCCUCUACCAGGGUGUGUGCAAGCUGCUGCGGCUGGACGACCUCUUCAUCCUGGUGGAGCCCUCGCACAAGAAGGAGCACUACCUGUCCAGCGUCAACAAGACGGGCACGAUGUACGGCGUGAUCGUGCGCUCCGACGGCGAGGACGGCAAGCUGUUCAUCGGCACGGCCGUGGACGGCAAGCAGGAUUACUUCCCGACCCUGUCCAGCAGGAAGCUGCCCCGCGACCCCGAGUCCUCCGCCAUGCUCGACUACGAGCUGCACAGCGACUUCGUCUCCUCCCUCAUCAAGAUCCCCUCCGACACCCUGGCCCUGGUCUCCCACUUCGACAUCUUCUACAUCUACGGCUUCGCCAGCGGGGGCUUCGUCUACUUCCUCACGGUGCAGCCCGAGACCCCCGAGGGCGUGGCCAUCAACUCGGCGGGGGAUCUGUUCUACACGUCCCGCAUUGUGCGCCUCUGCAAGGAUGACCCCAAGUUCCACUCCUACGUGUCCCUGCCCUUCGGCUGCACGCGGGCCGGGGUGGAGUACCGCCUCCUGCAGGCCGCUUACCUCGCCAAGCCCGGGGAGUCCCUGGCCCAGGCCUUCAACAUCAGCGGCCAGGAUGACGUGCUCUUUGCCAUCUUCUCCAAAGGCCAGAAGCAGUAUCACCACCCGCCCGACGACUCUGCCCUCUGUGCCUUCCCCAUCCGGGCCAUCAACCUGCAGAUCAAGGAGCGCUUGCAGUCCUGCUACCAGGGCGAGGGCAACCUGGAGCUCAACUGGCUGCUGGGGAAGGAUGUCCAGUGCACCAAGGCGCCCGUCCCCAUUGAUGACAACUUCUGUGGACUGGACAUCAACCAGCCUCUCGGAGGCUCGACUCCAGUGGAGGGACUGACCCUGUAUACCACCAGCCGGGACCGCAUGACCUCAGUGGCCUCCUACGUUUACAAUGGCUACAGCGUGGUUUUUGUGGGGACAAAGAGUGGCAAGCUGAAAAAGAUUCGAGCCGAUGGUCCCCCCCAUGGAGGGGUCCAGUAUGAGAUGGUCUCUGUGCUCAAAGACGGGAGCCCCAUCCUCCGGGACAUGGCCUUCUCCAUUGACCAGCGUUACCUGUACAUCAUGUCUGAGAGACAGAUCACCAGGGUCCCCGUGGAAUCCUGUGAACAGUACACGACCUGUGGGGAGUGUCUGAGCUCGGGGGACCCUCACUGCGGCUGGUGUGCUUUGCACAACAUGUGCUCCCGCAGGGACAAGUGCCAGCGGGCCUGGGAACCUAAUCGAUUUGCCGCCAGCAUCAGCCAGUGCAUGAGCCUCGAGGUGCAUCCCAGCAGCAUCUCAGUGUCUGAACACAGCCGCCUGCUCAGCCUGGUUGUGAGUGAUGCUCCAGACCUGUCUGCGGGCAUCUCCUGUGCCUUUGGGAACCUGACAGAGGUGGACGGACAGGUGUCUGGGAGCCAGGUCAUCUGCAUCUCACCGGGGCCCAAGGAUGUCCCUGUCAUCCCUCUGGAUCAAGACUGGUUUGGGCUAGAGCUGCAGCUGAGAUCCAAGGAGACAGGGAAGAUGUUUGUCAGCACUGAGUUCAAGUUCUACAACUGCAGCGCCCACCAACUGUGCCUGUCUUGUGUCAACAGCGCCUUCCGCUGUCAUUGGUGCAAGUACCGGAACCUCUGCACUCAUGACCCCACCACCUGCUCCUUCCAGGAGGGCCGGAUCAACAUUUCAGAGGACUGUCCCCAGCUGGUGCCCACGGAGGAAAUCCUGAUACCAGUCGGGGAGGUAAAGCCAAUCACACUUAAGGCUCGAAACCUGCCCCAGCCACAGUCGGGCCAGCGAGGCUAUGAAUGUGUCCUCAACAUCCAGGGGGCGGUCCACCGGGUCCCCGCCCUGCGCUUCAACAGCUCCAGCGUCCAGUGCCAGAACAGUUCGUACCAGUACGACGGGAUGGACAUCAGCAACCUGGCUGUGGACUUCGCCGUCGUGUGGAAUGGCAAUUUCAUCAUCGACAACCCGCAGGACCUGAAAGUGCACCUCUACAAGUGUGCGGCCCAGCGGGAGAGCUGCGGCCUCUGCCUGAAGGCCGACCGGAAGUUCGAGUGCGGCUGGUGCAGCGGCGAGCGCAGGUGCACCCUCCAGCCCCACUGCGCCAGCCUCUCCAGCCCCUGGCUCGACUGGUCCAGCCACAACGUCAAGUGCUCCAACCCCCAAAUCACCGAGAUUUUGACGGUGUCUGGACCACCUGAAGGAGGGACUCGAGUGACCAUCCAUGGCGUGAACCUGGGCCUGGACUUCUCUGAGAUCGCCCACCACGUGCAGGUGGCUGGGGUGCCCUGCACCCCCCUGCCGGGGGAUUACAUCAUCGCUGAGCAGAUCGUCUGUGAGAUGGGCCAUGCCCUCGUGGGAACCACCUCCGGGCCUGUACGCCUAUGCAUUGGCGAGUGUAAGCCAGAGUUCAUGACCAAGUCCCAUCAACAGUACACCUUUGUGAACCCUUCCGUGCUGUCGCUCAACCCCAUCCGAGGACCAGAAUCGGGAGGCACCAUGGUAACCAUCACAGGCCAUUACCUCGGGGCCGGCAGCAGCGUGGCUGUAUAUCUGGGCAACCAGACCUGCGAGUUCUAUGGGCGGUCAAUGAACGAGAUCGUGUGUGUCUCACCCCCGUCAUCCAACGGACUGGGCCCAGUCCCCGUUUCCGUGAGUGUCGACCGAGCCCGCGUGGAUAACAACCUGCAGUUCGAGUACAUAGAUGACCCCCGGGUGCAGCGCAUUGAGCCGGAGUGGAGCAUUGCCAGCGGCCACACACCCCUGACCAUCACAGGCUUCAACCUGGAUGUCAUUCAGGAGCCAAGGGUCCGAGUCAAGUUUAAUGGCAAGGAGUCUGUCAACGUUUGUAAAGUUGUGAACACCACCACCCUAACCUGCCUGGCACCCUCUCUGACCACGGACUACCGGCCCGGCCUGGACACUGUGGAACGGCCAGAUGAGUUUGGAUUCGUCUUUAAUAACGUCCAGUCCUUGCUCAUUUACAACGACACCAAGUUCAUCUACUACCCCAACCCAACCUUCGAACUGCUCAGCCCUACCGGAGUGUUGGAUCAAAAGCCAGGAUCCCCCAUCAUUCUGAAGGGCAAAAACCUCUGCCCUCCUGCCUCUGGAGGUGCCAAACUCAACUACACCGUGCUGAUUGGAGAGACCCCGUGUGCUGUCACUGUGUCAGAGACACAGCUCCUCUGCGAGCCUCCCAACCUCACGGGGCAGCACAAAGUCAUGGUUCACGUGGGCGGGAUGGUGUUCUCUCCUGGCUCGGUGAGUGUCAUCUCAGACAGCUUGCUGACCCUGCCAGCCAUUGUCAGCAUCGCGGCGGGCGGCAGCCUCCUGCUCAUCAUCGUCAUCAUCGUCCUCAUUGCCUACAAGCGGAAGUCUCGAGAAAACGACCUCACUCUCAAGAGGCUCCAGAUGCAGAUGGACAACCUGGAGUCCCGCGUGGCCCUGGAGUGUAAGGAAGCCUUUGCUGAGCUCCAGACAGAUAUCAAUGAGCUGACCAGCGACCUGGACCGCUCUGGAAUCCCCUACCUGGAUUAUCGUACCUAUGCUAUGCGAGUCCUGUUCCCCGGCAUCGAGGACCAUCCCGUGCUGCGGGAGCUGGAGGUGCAGGGAAAUGGGCAGCAGCACGUGGAGAAGGCCCUGAAGCUCUUCGCCCAGCUCAUCAACAACAAGGUGUUCCUGCUGACCUUCAUCCGCACCCUGGAGCUGCAGCGCAGCUUCUCCAUGCGCGACCGCGGCAACGUGGCCUCGCUCAUCAUGACCGGCCUGCAGGGCCGCCUGGAGUACGCCACCGACGUCCUCAAGCAGCUGCUGUCCGACCUCAUCGAGAAGAAUCUGGAGAACAAGAACCACCCCAAGCUGCUCCUCCGCAGGACAGAGUCUGUGGCCGAGAAGAUGCUGACCAAUUGGUUUGCCUUCCUCCUGCAUAAGUUCCUGAAGGAGUGUGCGGGAGAGCCACUGUUCAUGCUCUACUGCGCCAUCAAGCAGCAGAUGGAGAAGGGUCCCAUCGACGCCAUCACGGGUGAGGCCCGCUACUCCUUGAGCGAGGACAAGCUCAUCCGGCAGCAGAUCGAGUACAAGACCCUGAUCCUGAACUGCGUCAACCCCGACAACGAGAACAGUCCUGAGAUCCCAGUGAAGGUGCUAAACUGUGACACCAUCACGCAGGUCAAGGAGAAGAUCCUCGAUGCCGUCUAUAAGAACGUGCCCUACUCCCAACGGCCAAGGGCUGUUGACAUGGACUUGGAGUGGCGUCAAGGCCGGAUCGCCCGGGUCGUGCUGCAAGAUGAAGACAUCACCACCAAGAUCGAGGGCGAUUGGAAGCGGCUGAACACGCUGAUGCAUUAUCAGGUGUCAGACAGAUCAGUGGUGGCUCUGGUCCCCAAACAGACCUCCUCCUACAACAUCCCUGCGUCUGCCAGCAUCUCGCGCACAUCCAUCAGCAGAUACGACUCCUCCUUCAGGUACACCGGCAGUCCCGACAGCCUGCGGUCCCGAGCCCCUAUGAUCACCCCAGACCUGGAGAGUGGGGUUAAGGUGUGGCAUCUGGUGAAGAACCAUGACCAUGGGGACCAGAAGGAGGGUGACCGGGGCAGCAAGAUGGUGUCUGAGAUCUACUUGACCCGGCUACUGGCCACCAAGGGCACCCUGCAGAAGUUCGUGGACGACUUGUUUGAGACCUUGUUCAGCACUGUGCACCGGGGCAGCGCCCUCCCCCUGGCCAUCAAGUACAUGUUUGACUUCCUGGAUGAGCAGGCGGACAGACACGGCAUCCAUGACACAGAUGUGCGGCACACCUGGAAAAGCAACUGCCUCCCUCUGCGCUUCUGGGUGAACGUGAUCAAGAACCCCCAGUUUGUAUUCGACAUCCACAAGGGCAGCAUCACGGACGCCUGCCUGUCCGUGGUGGCCCAGACUUUCAUGGACUCCUGCUCCACGUCAGAGCACCGGCUGGGCAAGGACUCCCCCUCCAACAAGCUGCUCUAUGCCAAGGACAUCCCCAGCUACAAGAGCUGGGUGGAGAGAUACUAUGCAGACAUUGCCAAGCUCCCCGCCAUCAGUGACCAGGACAUGAACGCCUACCUCGCUGAGCAGUCCCGUCUGCAUGCUGUGGAGUUCAACAUGUUGAGCGCCCUCAAUGAGAUCUACUCCUACGUCAGCAAAUAUAGCGAAGAGCUCCUCGGGGCCCUAGAGCAGGACGAGCAGGCCCGGCGACAGCGGCUGGCGUACAAGGUAGAACAGCUCAUAAAUGCCAUGUCCCUGUCCAUUGAGAGCUGAGAGACGGAGCCUCACGUUCCCGGGAAGAGGGACCCAUGCAAGCCGUCACCCUGCGCGUCUCAGAAGAAGGACAAGUGAAGGGGAUCAGCCCCCAGAGCUUGGUGUCCCCUGAGACCCCAUCACGGGGAGAGGGGAGGGCCCCUCUCCCCACGCCAGCCACGUUUCGUCACAGCCGGUUCCCGCAGGGAGAGACCACGGGCGCCGUCCCUCCACAGUGAGAACCGGAGAGAAGCAGGGGCCCAGAGAAGGCGGUUCUUCAAGCCGAGAGGCACGAACUGGGGACAGUUCUGCCUCUGUGACUGCUGCUUUGCAUGAAAACUCAUUUGAUGUAUAUUGGGGAAAUAAUGAGAACUUUAUUUAAUUUUUUUUAAGAAAAGGAAAAAAAAAACAGAAAUAAAACAAAAAGCCUCCCUGUUAAUCCCGUCCAACUUCUGUUUCAUUCUGAUUUCUGCCUCCCUUCCUUCUUCCCUCCCCCCUUCCUCGAGUGACUCCUCUUUCCACAUGCCAGAAAAAGCCUGCAAAGAGAACCGGAGAGAAAUUGGAGGGAAAACGAUCAUUUCCUUCCCCUUGAAAUUACGAGAAAAUGAGGAGGAGGAGAAGAACGAGCACAAGUUCACCCCAAACGCUUCGCCGAAACAGAGGCCAGGAAAACCUGGAAUUAUCCCGGCAGCCACAGGAACAUGGGAGCUACAGAGCGCGGUGCAGACGGCAGCGCCGUGGAGGGGGCUCAACCCGGCUGGCUGGGCGCAGAGCUUCACCUACCACACCCCCGUGGGCUCUCAUCCCUGGAGAGGAGCUCUGUGUCCAUAGAGUUAACCAGUGCUUUUUUGCUACUGCUUUUGUGUUCGUUUUCCUCUUGUUUCAUCUCAAACCUCAAGAAGCGAGGAGCUGACCUUUGGUACUUUUCCCUUUGGUGUCUGUAAAGUUACUAGGAGACGCGGCGGAGAGCUGGGCCUCUCCCAGACCCGACGCCUGGCCUCCCUGCGGACACCGGGCAGCUUUGCCUUACAUCAGUCGCGGUCCUGAACCGGGCACCCUGGGGAAAGGGCCUGGAGGUGUGUGCCCCCCCCCCCCGGGAGAUUCCAUCUGGGAGCUGACUGGGGGACAUGGGUAUCUGGCUUUAGAUUGCACUCCAGUCUGCCCGUGGUUUCUUGGCAAUUCGAGAGAAAGCAAAAAUCAAACACUGUUUACAGCAAGCAAUACUUGAAGAGCGUAGGGUAAAGAUGCUGCCGUGUUGAUUGUGACGCUUUCUUUCUAUCGUUCUCUUGUGCCUGCAGAGGGGAGACGGCCCUCCGCUCCCGUGUGGAAGCUCCUGGUCGGCUGAGCCCUGGCCUCAGUAGAAAUGACUGUAGCAUGCCCACGUUACUGUCUCCUGCCUCUCUCUCUGCCCCUCCUGUCCUCAUGAGUUUCAAGGACGAGUGGGUGGCUUCUCACUGGGCUCCUUUCUUUCUCACUCUCUUCUGCUGACACCUAAAACCAUGGAUGACCCACUCUCCUGCGUGUAGUUUCUAAACCAAGAGACCAAAGCUCCACACCCGGGUCCAAAGGCGCCACGAAAGCCAGCGGGAGUCAUGGCUCUGUUGGUGGCAAGACCUAGGUGACCGGGACAGCCACCAGAGUUUCCAGGCCUCCCACACUGGCAAGGAUCCAAGCAGGCAGCUCCAGCUUCUCUGUCAGAGCAUCAGAGGGAAGGAGAAGGAGGGCGAGAGAAAGGCCAAGGGGUGGGAAGGAGGCAGGCAGGAGAGGACCACCGCUCCCUUCCUACUUUCUACAAGGGCCCGCGGUGCUGAGAAACUGGACCAGGCAGCCCCACAGAGACCAGACCAGGGUCAUUUCCUCUGUAAUUAACUCUGGGCCCCAGCUUCUCUGUGCCAUGAUUUACCUCCAAACGAUUCCAAUUUCCAAAGGCUCUGCUGACCACACUGGAUUCCCAGGAAAGGACUGGGGGAGGGGGAGCUCUGCGGGCUGGCUUCCGUCCCCGGCGUGUGGCUGUGGAGUGCCGUGCUAACCACACAGCAGACAUCGCCCGGGCUCCUCAGCUCCAGUUUCUUGCCUGAAUGCAGCUGACAGAGGGAAAGAGAAAAGCCUUCAGCAAAAUACUCAGGAAACUCGCUCUUUUCAUUAUAAUUCACAACCAGCCAUGCCAAGGCCACUUUCUUCCGAUAAUCCACUUCUGCUAAAGUUUCUCUGGACCCUAUUAAUAGCCUGAAAGAAAUACUAAUGACUGGCCUUCCGCACUAAGCCAAAGUGUUUGCUCUUCAUAGCACCCAAAGCUUCUCAGCUUGGAGCCUGUGAUUUAGGGCGAUGAAAGGAGAGAGGAUGUGAGCAAGAGGCAUGUGAGCCGGGGACUUGAUCCCACCCACAGAAAAAUCCCAGCCCGCCCUCCUGUUACAUGUGAGCUCCGAGUGAAGGUUUUCUGAUCACGCCCCUGCACGGACCAGCAUCCGGGGUUUUGUUCCACCAAGAAGGAAAAGGAAGUUUGGCGUUUCAACAGCUUCUCAACCAACACUUACCUCUAUGCAUCUCGGGUGGACACCCGAGUGUCAACCAGGAGCUACUUUGGGUGACUAUUUGCUGCCCUGGGGCUGUUCCUUGAAGGUGUUUGGGGAGUGGGGAGAAGGAUGGGAGAUAAGCCAACUGGAGAGUGGAGAGGAGAGGAACCAGAGCUGGCGUGAAUGGUCUGGCCACAUUCCUCAGGAUUCCGUUAAGAGUGUGGGGCAUGUGGGGAAGGCAAAGGAAGUGGCACAGGGGCGUCUCUGAGGAAGGAAUUCAAGAAAGGACGACUCAGUGCGACUCAAGUCAGGCCGUGAGGGUGCACACUUGUCAAGCCUUGGCCCUUCUCCAGCUUCCCCUCUGUCCCUCCUCCACCAGCUCUUGGCUUUGGGUCAUCAAGAACCGAUGGAGUCCGUGCCUGUAGGAUGGGGAGAACGGGGAGUCGAUUGGCCUCUCUCCUCCCUAUUAUCCGAUUUGGAGAUAUUUGGAGCUCAUGUAAGGAAAAAGUCACAGCCCCCACCCCCCACGAAGCCAGCCAUCUUGGAGGGAGGCAAGAAGGGCAAUGCCUCUCAAAAAUCAACCCAGCUUCGUUGUGUUUCGUUAAUCUGCACCAGCGACAGUUCUCUGGAAAAGGCCCCCAGCAAUGUGCUUGGCAAGACAGAAGGUGCUAACGGACAAGACGAAGAUGGGCGAGAUGUCCAUUUUGGUGGAGCAGGUCACUUCACCUGGUCUGCUGCCUCUGCCCUCAGCACGGGGGUGGAGGGCAGGUAUUUCUGUGUCUGCCCUCCUACCUCUCCCCACAGCACAGCUCUCAAAUCAUUUCUGAUCCACCGCUGCAGAGAGCUCCCCUUCCUUGCAGAGCUCAGUCAUUCAAAGUGUGAAUCAGCUGUUAACCUCGCUGGAGGGUGGGGACUGGUUCCUACAUUCAUCCAUUCAGGGAACCUUCAUACAUUGCAGCUAUCUGCUAGGCACUGUUCUGGGUGCUGAAACACAGCCACGAAUAAGACCAAGAAGGACCUUCUAGCAGAUUUACACUCUCCAGGCUACUGGUCCCUGCCACCAACUUAGUAGGUAAAUUCUCCCCCACCACCUGCAGAGGGCAUGAGUUGUGCAGAAAAGGGACCGGAAGAAGGAAGAAAGUGGACCAACCCAGCUGCCUUACCUUAUUCUGGGGACAUUCCUUGUGCAGUGAGAGGCUCUAUCAUUUCUCCUGCCGCUGUCCCUUCUGGUGGCGCGUCCCCUGCUGCUUGAGCUCCUGACCUUUCUUCAUUUCCACCAAAUGGGGACAAGAAAUAGCGUUCAAGGCCUCUGGCCCUGCUGAGCAUGAAGCAGAAGCGAUGGAUGGGUGUGCUGGACUAAAAAUGAUCCGGGCAGAACAAAAAGAGAACGAAAGCCUCUGGCUGAGAAAUCUCCAGGUGCAUCCCAGUUGCCACACAGGCCCCCAUUAACCUGCAGCAGGUAAACACUGGGCCAGCAGCCGCCCUGGGGGAGGCCAUUUUUUCCCCAGGCACACUGUGCUGCAUCUGAGGCGCCUGGAGCCUGGCUACUGACGGGAAAGAGCCGAGGCUCUUGGGGCAGGGGGAAGGGGAGCGGUGAGAAAAUGCAAAACAGCCUCAUCGUUACAGGGCUGUGGCAGCAGAUCUCGCAGGAAGAUGGGGAGAUGAAGUUCAGGGCCUUGUCUCCGGAACAAGCUUUGCAAAAAUGGCAGGAUCCCCUUCAUAACUCCAGAGUCUCUCUUCUCGGUCUCUUGACUUUCUCCUGGUUUCCCCAGAGGAGGAAGUUUUAGCACCCGGGCCUCAGUGUUACCAUGAAUGAAAGUUUCACUCUUGGUAUCAGGGAUGCCCUAGGAGCUGACUGAUCGAGAUCCCUGCUUGUCAAACAGGGCCCCAGCCCAACAAGCAGACUGGAGAUUCUGGGCUUCUCGUGGAUGUCUGUCUCCUUCUCCUCGCUGUAACAGGGCUCCACCUUCAGACGGGGCUCUGUUCUUUCUGCUGUGAAGCUUACUCCUCCUGUCUAGCUUCCAGGAAGAUGGGAGGCACCUUUGGACAUCAGUCAAGGCCCUGCCUUUGGCUUUAUUUGCCCUCUAUGUUGACAUUUCAAGUGGAGAACAUAGUGGAACGUGGUCCCCCUCCAUACAGGGCAGACAUUAGCAAGUCUGUUGGGGAACAAGGGACAAGCCCACGAAACUGGGGACCUGAGCCCACCUGCCUCUCCCCCCAACUUCUCCUACCCAAACUCACUCUUCUUGACACACUGGAAUCUGUAUUAUAUAUAUUUUUAAGAAAAUACAAUGAUAGUUGUCUGGUUUUG